AUAUAAGUGAGUAAUUCCUUGUUAAUGUUUCACAGUAUAUUUGAAUUUCUUUGACAAAAUGAAGCUUUUGCUCUGUGUUUUUCUUUUACCAUUUGCCCUUGUUAACAAUUUGGCUCAUGGAUCUGAAAAUGAUAAAGAAGAAAAUAAGUUCGUGGUGCGGUCACUGGUUGACGAUAUAAAGAAAUUUGAAACUGACAUAAAAAGUGUGGAGACUAUAUUGAAUAGUCUUAGCGAAGGCGACAAACGAAAAUGGCAAGGAUUCAUUAGUCUCAAUUUGCUCCAGGAGAACUUGAAAGAGUUUCAAACAACAAGAACACAAAUUGCACAAUUGAAUCGAUCCUAUAAAGCCUAUUUCGACGCAAUUGUUCAAAUUUUUAUCAAAUUCAAAAAUGACAACGCAAACGAGAUAAAAAAGCGAAACAAAGCCGACGCACUCCAAAAGUUGCUUAAUUGGAACAUGAAACGUUUUCAAAGAGAUAUGACUACAAAAGCAAUGAUGAAUGUUAAAGUUCACAAGGAAUUGGAAAGCCGAAGAAACUAUGCAGCAAAACUAGCGGAAAGCUUGAAGAGCAAUUUUAGCAUGAAGGCGAUUGCAGGGUUGGGUAAAAAUGAUUUGGUCAUUGAAAAUGGGCUCGUUCCUCAGAUCCGAAACAUUUUAAUAGGACUGAAAGAAAAUGCGAAAAAAGCAGUUCAAGCGCAAAAUGAUUUUGCCGAACAUUUGAAACGAAUUUUAAAUCAACCAUAAUGAAAUAAUUUAUGUCAAAUGUGAAUCGGAAUAUUCAAUAAAUAUAACGUGAAUGAAGGUUUACUUUUUAUUUUAA
This is a messenger RNA of Contarinia nasturtii (swede midge), 821 nucleotides long. RefSeq lists its product as uncharacterized. NCBI's taxonomy places the organism in Eukaryota, Metazoa, Arthropoda, Insecta, Diptera, Cecidomyiidae. The record is from RefSeq and is a predicted model, not a curated record. Bases 59 to 745 code for a protein of 228 amino acids. The transcript has 2 exons.